AUGGCGAGCGAGCUGACUCGGAAGAACAGCAGCAGCAGCAGCCGGCGGAACUGGGCCGGCGGCUACCAGGACCCGGCGGAUGUGCUCCGGCAAAGGAGCAUUGCUGCUGAAGAAGGGGACGAGAGGGAGAGCCUCAUGUGGGCGGCGCUGGAGAAGCUGCCGACGUACGACCGCAUGCGAAAGGGGAUCAUCCGACAGACGGUUGACGGCGGAGGCGCCCUCUGCAGCGAGGUCGACAUCCACCGGCUUCGUCGCCAGGACCGGAAGCUCCUUCUCGAUCGCAUCUUCCGGGUGGUGGAGGAGGACAACGAGCGCUUCCUCAAGCGCCUCAGAGACCGAAUGGACCGGGUGGGACUGGAGCUUCCGAAGAUUGAGGUCCGAUACGAGAAUAUAUCAGUGGAGGCAGAAGUUUAUGUCGGUAGCAGAGCACAUCCUACCCUGUGGAAUGCCACUCUAAACGUAUUAGAGGGCAUUGUUGGUCUUCUACAACUUUCUCCAUCUAAGAGAAGGACAAAAAAAAUUCUUAAUGAUGUCAGUGGAAUCCUGAAGCCAACAAGGAUGACAUUGCUUCUUGGACCUCCAGCCUCAGGGAAAACAACACUCUUGCUUGCCCUGGCUGGGAAACUUGAUAAAAAUCUAAGGGAAUCCGGUAAGAUCAUGUAUUGUGGCCAUGAACUUUCGGAAUUUGUUCCCCAGCGAACCUGUGCAUACAUUAGUCAGUUAGACCUACAUAAUGGUCAGAUGACAGUUCGAGAAACCUUGGAUUUCUCAGGACAAUGCAUGGGUGUGGGAACAAGGUAUGAGAUGCUGUCAGAAUUGUCAAGACGAGAAAGAGAUGCAGGAAUUAAACCAGAUCCUGAGAUUGAUGCAUUCAUGAAGGCUACUGCAAUGAAAGGGCAGAAAGCGAGUGUAGCAACAGAUUACAUCCUUAAGGUACUUGGUCUGGAUAUAUGUGCAGAUGUCCUUGUUGGUGAUGGGAUGAGACGAGGCAUCUCUGGAGGACAAAAGAAGCGGGUGACAACAGGAGAGAUGCUGGCUGGACCUGCAAGAGCACUCCUCAUGGAUGAAAUAUCUACUGGACUUGACAGUUCCACCACAUUCCAGAUAGUCAGGUUCAUCAGACAGAUGGUUCAUGUCAUGGAUGGAACAGUGCUCAUGUCUCUUCUUCAACCUGCACCUGAGACAUUUGCACUUUUUGAUGAUGUUAUUCUACUGUCUGAGGGGCAAAUAGUCUAUCAUGGUCCUCAAGAGAAUGUCCUUGAGUUCUUUGAGUCUGUGGGUUUUAGAUGUCCUGAAAGGAAAGGAGUUGCAGACUUUCUUCAAGAGGUAACUUCAAAAAAAGAUCAAGAACAGUACUGGUGUAACAAGGACCAACCUUACCAAUAUAUUUCAGUCUCCAAGUUUGCGCAUCUUUUCAAGUCAUUUCGUCUUGGGCAACAGCUUUCAGAGGACCUAAGUGUUCCUUAUGAUAAAUCUAGAACCCAUCCUGCUGCACUCACAACAGGGAAAUAUGGCAUUUCUAGCUGGGAGCUCCUUGAGGCAUGUUUAUCAAGGGAGUGGUUGCUGAUGAAACGCAAUUCAUUUGUCUAUGUUUUUAAGACUUCCCAAAUUACCAUACUCUCAUUGAUGGCCAUGACCGUGUUUCUGAGAACUGAAAUGCCCCACCAGACAAUUCCUGAUGGUGACAAGUUCAAUGGUGCACUCUUUUACAGUUUAAUUAAUGCUAUGUUUAAUGGAAUGGCAGAACUAUCAAUGACAGAAGUGAGAGCUGCAGGAAGGAGAAACAGCUCUGAUAAUUUUAGUUCUUCAGUCCAUCCCAUUAGGAGGGGAAUGGUUUUGCCUUUCCAGCCACUUUCUCUUGUUUUCAGUCAUGUGAACUACUAUGUUGACAUGCCAGCAGAAAUGAAGAGCCAAGGAAUUGAGGAAGAUCGUAUCCAAUUGCUGACUGAUGUAAGUGGUGCAUUUAGGCCAGGAGUCCUGACAGCAUUGGUUGGAGUGAGUGGAGCAGGAAAGACUACAUUGAUGGACGUGUUGGCAGGAAGAAAAACUGGUGGUUAUAUUGAAGGAAGCAUCAGUAUUUCUGGUUAUCCUAAAAAGCAAGAGACCUUUGCUAGAAUAAGUGGUUACUGUGAACAAAAUGAUAUUCACUCACCACAUGUGACUGUUUAUGAAUCACUCAUCUACUCUGCUUGGCUGCGUCUUGCCCCAGAAAUAGACAAGCAAACAUGACAGAUGUUCGUGGAGGAGAUUAUGGAGUUGGUUGAACUUGAUAUAUCGAGAAAUGCUUUGGUUGGCCUUCCAGGGGUGGAUGGUUUGUCAACUGAACAGCGGAAGCGACUCACAAUUGCCGUUGAGCUGGUUGCAAAUCCAUCCAUUAUCUUCAUGGAUGAGCCAACAACAGGUCUUGAUGCUAGAGCUGCAGCCAUAGUUAUGCGGACAGUGAGAAACACAGUGGACACAGGACGAACUGUUGUUUGUACAAUUCACCAACCAAGCAUAGAUAUUUUUGAAGCUUUUGAUGAGCUGCUUUUGAUGAAGAGGGAAGGCCAAGUUAUAUAUGCUGGAUCCCUUGGUCGUCACUCUCACAAACUUAUAGAUUAUUUUGAAGCAAUUCCAGGGGUUCCCAAGAUUACUGAAGGUUAUAACCCUGCAACGUGGAUGCUGGAAAUAAGCUCUCCUUCGGUUGAGACUAGCAUGAAUCUGGAUUUUGCUGAAGUUUAUGCUCGUUCCCCUCUUUAUCAGAAAAAUCAGCAACUUAUCAAAGAAUUGAGUAUUCCUACAUUAGAUUCAAAGGAUCUAUCUUUUCCUACAAAAUAUACCCAGAGUUUCAGUACUCAAUGCAAUGCUUGCUUUUGGAAACAGUACUGGUCUUACUGGAGAAACCCUCAAUACAAUGCUACCCGCUUGUUCAUGACGAUUGUCAUAGGCCUUAUUUUUGGCACCAUGUUUUGGCAAAAAGGUGGAGAGAUAAGCAAACAACAAGACAUUUUUGAUAUACUUGGAGCUAUAUAUGCUGCUAUUUUCUUCCUUGGAGCCAGCAAUGCUAUCGCUGUGCAGCCUAUUGUGGGCAUUGAGAGAACAGUCUUUUACCGUGAGAGAGCAGCAGGAAUGUACUCAGCCCUGGCCUAUGCAUUGGCUCAAGUUAGCAUUGCGAUGGUAUACAUUCUAGCACAGGGACUUUUUUAUAGCCUGCUCCUUUUCUCAAUGAUUGGUUUUAGUUGGCAGGCCACCACCUUCUUCUGGUUUUUCUUCUUCAUUUUCAUGAGCUUUGCCUACUUUGUUCUACAUGGCAUGAUGAUUGUAGCGCUCACACCGGAUCACCAAGUAGCUAGUAUCCUAUCAAGUUUCUUCUACACCUUUUGGAACUUGUUCUCAGGCUUCCUGAUACCACGACCGUCAAUUCCAGUCUGGUGGAGGUGGUACUACUAUUGGGGUGAUCCCGUAGCUUGGACGAUAUAUGGUGUUGUAGCAUCACAGCUGGGACAAAAGGAAAACUUGAUUGAUAUCCCUGGAGAAUCCAGAAUAACAGUUAAGCAAUUCUUAGAGGACAACCUGGGCUAUGAACACAGCUUCCUCGGUUAUGUUGCUCUGGCUCACUUGGGUUUUGCGUUGGUCUUCUUCCUUGUCUUUGGCUAUUCCAUCAAGUGCCUCAACUUCCAGAAGAGAUAG
Musa acuminata AAA Group (dessert banana) is the source of this 3669-nucleotide messenger RNA. Its product is annotated as pleiotropic drug resistance protein 2-like. The transcript has 16 exons. Gene Ontology annotation, cellular component: membrane. The record is from RefSeq and is a predicted model, not a curated record. Gene Ontology annotation, molecular function: ATP hydrolysis activity; ATP binding; ABC-type transporter activity. Lineage: Eukaryota; Viridiplantae; Streptophyta; Magnoliopsida; Zingiberales; Musaceae.